Molecule: messenger RNA, 651 nt
Organism: Aureobasidium musti
Lineage: Eukaryota; Fungi; Ascomycota; Dothideomycetes; Dothideales; Saccotheciaceae
Source: the annotation of a GenBank genome assembly
AUGUUUACUCUAAUCAGUGCGACACCAUCUCCUUAUGCUCGCAAAGUCCGCAUUGCACUCGCUGAGAAACACAUACCCUUCACUCUUCAGACCGAAGUUCCAUGGGAUGGCACAACCAAAACACCACGAUACAAUCCACUCGAAAAGCUCCCAGUCUUGAUUCUCGACGAUGGAAAAUCUGCUGUCUACGAGUCUAGCUAUAUUCUCGAAUGGCUAGAGGCAAAAUAUCCAGAGACACCCCUUCUUCCUGGUAUUGAUCAAGUCGACGCCAGAUUGUUUGCUAAGAGGAUUGAGGUUGUGGUCGACGGCGUUUGUGAUGCCCUCGUACUCGCCUUCUUCGAGAAGAUGAGAGAGCCUGAGAAGCGUUCGCAACCAUGGAUUGACAGGCAAAUGAGAAAAGUUGAAGGUGGCCUGAAGGCGUUGGGAGAAUGGGCAGACCAAAAGCAGGGAGACUAUCUUGUCGGCGACAAGCUCGGACUGGCAGAUAUUGCUGUUGGCUCUCUAUGUGGCUACCUUGACUGCAGAUGGCCAAGCCAUACUUGGGCAGACACCUACCCUGCCCUGAAGAAGCAUUGGCAGAUGCUAGAAGAGCUUCCUAGCUUCCAAGACACGAGACCAAGCCCACAAACCAUGAAAGAUAAGGUAGUUUGA